Molecule: messenger RNA, 1943 nt
Organism: Aphanomyces invadans
Lineage: Eukaryota; Oomycota; Saprolegniomycetes; Saprolegniales; Verrucalvaceae
Exons: 6
Coding region: 32-1825 (597 amino acids)
Source: RefSeq, a predicted model, not a curated record
GUUGUGGCGGCGUACCCUUUCGAGUCGCGCGAUGCUGCUGACCGUGGAGAGUCUGCUCGAGCUCGCGUCCAAGGUGGAGCCGCGAUCGAUCGCCGAUCACUUGAGCGUCGUUGACGCCAUGAAAACUGACGGAAUCCUUCUUCCUGAGCUCGCGCGACUCAAUCAAGACCUUGCCGACGAAGUUCGUCGUCACCACGAGGCACUGCACGAGUAUGAACGAAAGCAGAGGGGGACACAGAUGGAAGAGACGCUCGACACAAGAGCAUCUGUACCACUAAAGUCUCCACGACUGCGACGCAAGGCAUCUUUGCAUGGUUUCCCAUUGAUCCUUGGCGAUGACACGGAUCCCAGCGAAGCUGCGACCAACAACCCCGAUCUCAACGUGGCGGAAAACUUGACAACGUCACUAGACCACCCUCCACCCCGUCCACACACAUCGCCGCCUCGUGUCAAUUACCAAAGCAUGUUUCUCGCGGCUGCGAUCCAACUCCUCGAAGACAAAUGGUCGACGCCGGCCGAGUUCCCCCCACGCUUAUCCCUUCCUCCAGACACACUGCUGGCAGGGCACCUGCGCAAGGCGAAAGACAACUCGCUUCGGUCGUGUUCCAAGAAAUACGUCGUCCUCACGCGUGGCUCGCUCACGUACUACUCAGACCAAUUGGACAAGGCCCAGAACAUCUCCCUCGUUCGGUUUGUGUGUCGCGAGGUGGUCAGCCAGCGCUUCCAGCACAAGUUUGCAUUCGAAUUGAUCGCAACAGACAACAACUCGACGAAAGCGUCCAAGUCCAAGCUCGUAUGGAUGGCCAAGUCGGAGCAAGAGCGGCGGGUGUGGGUGCAUGCCAUUCGCGCCGUCAUCAACGAGCCGCAGUACCAUGUAUUGUCCCGUGGCAGCACGUUUGACGGGGACUGCUACGAGGUCCUAUUGCUACGCCGCCAUGUACAAGCAGCGACUGACAAAGCUGCCUAUCUCCGCACGUUGCAGCACUCGAAACGCGAGCUGCACAUGCCUGUCGAGUGGAUCCACAAGCAGGAACAGGUCGCGCGCCACCCGCGCGGUCGAUGCGGCAUGGACCAAGUGUUUAAGGACUUGGAGCGCGACAAAGUCAAGAUAAACAAUCGCGUGUUCAGCGGUGCCGACGGCAGCGAGUGUGUACUAGGCGCCCUCACGCGGGUCUUUAUACAAGUACAGGGCCAGCAUGACGUUCAAAACGACCUCACCGAAGCCGAGGCACUGUCGAUCGUGCGCAGCUUACUGCUCAGCUGCAACCGUACACAGUCGGGCGGCGACACGUACGAAGCUGUCGAGUUCCUUUACCACAACCCGACCCUGAAUGUGUUGUGCCCCAACCAACUCGAAGCAGAUCCGCUCGAGAUUAACGUGUUCCUCCAUGAUCCGUGCCCGGCUGUGUCGCAGUACGUGCCAGAAACUGACCUGACCGACCAUUGGUGUCGCGACAGCGGCAUGGCGAGGGCGGCCACAGGAGGUCAUGUGCGGCAUUUUUCAGGAGGCUCGAUUCCGACGUCCCCCGGCAGCGCGUGGGAGGAGCUCGCGGAAGGCAGACCAGCGUCGUCGCUGCACUUGUUUGGAAAAGAACAGCGCGUGGCGGCGGAGGACCCUCCAUUGCUUGUGUUUGCGGGGAAAAAAAUGCACAUCACGAUCGUCGCGUCGACAUCGUACAAAGUGUGCGAUCUCAAUCCACAAGGCAACUCGGACGACGACACGUGGGCAGUCGUCGACGCCGUCUUUGAGCAAUCGUUUGUGUACGUCCCGUGCUACGGCGUACUCGAAGGCAAAGGCUCCGUCCGCGUCAAGCAUAAAAAGUAACAUGGUCGAGUCGGUCUCUCAGCCAACGCCACCUGCCCAACUUCCUGCGUCAUGCGGACGAUCUUUGUUGGAUUAGCCAAUCAAAACGCAGAAUACAAUCCACGAAACUUUUUCAACC